GAGAAGGGAAAAGGGACGAGGCUGUCCAUUCUCGUCUCUGACAGCGUCUUUUAUUUGAGAGAAGAACAAAAAAAUGCCUCUUUUUAUAAACAGGGAUCAGAUAUUCGCACAUCAGGUCCACCUGCUGGAGCACAAGCUGAGGAGCAAAGAGGAGCGAAUACUGGAACUGGAGACUGAGAAUGCUAUUCUACAUUUAAGGCUUGCAGAGUGUCUGGGGAAACUCCGCCGAGACCCGGAAGAGGAGCCCAAGGACCUGAACCACCAUCAGCACCAGAGGAAUGCACAGAGGAUCACCCGGUCAGCCCUCACCAAACUCCUUCAGGAGGUCCAGGCCGUGAAGCAGGACUUGAGUGAAUUUUUUGCUGUGUAUUUGAGUUUCGCCACUGAGCUGGAGGAGCAGAGCAAGCAGCUGCUGAAGAAAGUGGAGCAAGCCAGCUGUUCUCUAAACGGUCACCGUGCAGACGAGGUCCAGAACUUACAAGCUCAUGUUGCUGCUCUGGAAUGCUCUCUGGAGGAGGAGAGGGAGAGGUGCAGGGCAGAGAGGCAGAGGAGGAAAGAACUCCAUAACACAGUGGUGGAGUUGAGAGGAAACAUCAGGGUUCACUGCAGGGUGCGACCGGUUCUACCCUUUGACCACGUCCAGUCCUCUUCCGCUGGAUCAGGGCAUGCAUCAUCAGAAGAAGUGAUCUCCGCAAUCAGUGAUGACACAGUGAUGGUGAAUUGCAUAAAAACAGGGAUGCCAGUGCACAGCAAGAUGUUUGAGUUUGAGAGAGUGCAUGGACCUGAAGAUUCCCAGGAUGCUGUGUUCGAGGAAGUCAAGCCGCUUGUGACAUCUCUGCUGGACGGCUAUAAUGUGUGUAUCAUGGCGUACGGGCAGACAGGCAGCGGGAAGACUCACACCAUGAUGGGAUCACGGCUGCUGGAGGAGCACUCAGGGACGCAGCGUGAGACACAGCAGGGUAUCAUCCCCAAAGCUGCUGCUGAGCUCUUUCGGCUGAUCUCAGAGAAACCCUCAGAGAGCCACACGGUGGAGGUGUCAGUGAUGGAGGUAUACAACAACGAGGUGUUUGACCUCCUGGCAAAAGAUGAGCGGGGCAACGCCAGCGGUCAGCGCCGGGACGUCAUCACCACCUCCUCUGGUACCAGCCAGGUCACCUCCCUCACAUACGAGCCUGUGUGUAACGCCUCUGAGGUGAUGCAGAUCAUCAGCAGCGUUUUGAAGCUCAGGGCUCACUGCCCCACCCUCGUCCACACCGACUCCUCACGCUCGCACCUCAUUGUCACCCUCACCAUUUCCUCCAAGAGCCCCAACGCUCUCGCCCUGGCCCGCAGGCUACAGAGUGCCAAGAAGGACAUGCAGCGCUCCACCCACAAGGAGUGGUGGAGUCCACGCUGUCGGCGUGCCAACCCCGUCGUCCGCAAUUCAUCCGACGAGCUCUUUGCAAGCACUGCCUCCUCCCCAUGCCCCUCCCCUUCUCACUCCCCAUGCCCCUCCCCCAGGCCCAGCAUCUCACAGGCUCUGUUCAAGACCAAGCUGCAGCUGGUGGACCUGGCAGGGAGCGAGUGUGUCGGUAUGUCUGGAGUUUCGGGUUCAGCUCUGUGGGAGGUGUCCUGCAUAAACCGCAGUCUCUCAGCGCUGUCCGACGUCCUGGGAGCUCUGGCAGAGCAGAGACCACACGUCCCCUACAGGAACAGCAAACUCACUCAUCUGCUGCAGGAUGCCAUAGGUGGCGACGCCAAGCUGCUGCUGAUGCUGUGUGUCUCCCCCACACAGCGCUUCAUUACAGAGUCUCUGCAGUCUCUGGGCUUGGGCACGAGGGCCCGUCAGGUCCAGAAGGAGCUGCCGCGAAGGAAGAGUAACACCCUCAAAGUUAAGUGACGACACAGAGGGAGAGAUGUGAUCCUCUGCAGGUGCUGUGGUGACAGAGAUCCUUAUCAGAUUUGAGGAGACAUCUGCCACAUAGGCGUAUCAGGUGUGUGCGUUGGUGUUGUUCCCAGAACAUCAUAAUCAAUGUUGCUCCAGGACCAUCAGUUUAAGUUACAAAUGAACGAAGUAAAUCACAUUUUCGAGCAAGCUGUUGUGGCUGAGUGGGCUAAAUAUAGAGUUGUAACUCCAGAGACGAGGGUUUGUAUCACAUUUAGAUCAGAUGCUGUUCACCUAUUUUUCACACUUAGUUCACUUAUUGUUUUCCAUUUCUUUUCAGUUUUAUGUUGCUGUUUGGUUAGAUUUAUGGAACUAAAAUUUGUUGAAGUUUAGGGAAAUACUUUGUGAGGUUUAUGGAACAAAAAUACACAAUGAGGUUUUGGGAACUUAAAUUCUUGGUUAGGUGUAGGGAACUGAAAAAAAUGGUUAGGAUCAGUGAACUAAAUACUUGACUAGGUUUAGGGAACUUUAUUUUCUAAUGUUCAGGGAACUAAAAUACUUGUUCUGUCUGGUUUAAGAAAACAUGGUUUGGUUUAAAAUAUGCACUUUCAUACACAUGAUUUAAAAGACAUUUUCUCUUAUGGGUGUAUUUUUCCAGUCUUUGCCUCUGAGAAGCUCAACUAUGACAUCACAGAAAUGUGACUGGUCAGUUUCACCGAAGGCCCUGGAACAACAUUAAUUACCAAAAUUGCAUGAUCAGAUAGUGCGUGAUGCGCUCCUGCAAACGUGUUAUUGAUUAUCUGAUAGGAUAGAUAUGUGGGCCCUUUUUAAAAACAAUGACAAUUCAAUAUUCACAGCCUUAAACGGUAUGACAACAUCUUACUGCAGCUAUUAGUCAUCUUAUGUGAUCAACAGGUGCUGCAUGUUCAUCUGUAUAAGCAUGGAUAAUCGUGUUUUUUUUAAACUCCUACACUCUACAAGAAUAACAGGAAUAGUGUUAUAUCUUAUGUCUCGCUCUAAGUUGUACUUAAUUUAACUAGGACAGACCAUGGUACCAUUCUACAUCUCACAGAGCUGACUGAAGCUGCAUAUCCCUGUGUAAUGCUUGAAUGUACCAUGAAACACUUUAUCAGUGCGUUAAUAACCCUGACAAUGACCAAGUAGGUAUGAAUGGUGGUGAAAUGACUUGAAGGCUCCACUUUAUCACAUAUUUAGCUGUAGAUGAAGCCAACAGUCAACAGUCUGAGUCUGACUUCUGCUGUAAAUACAUUUCAGUACUUGUUGCUCGCUUUCCCUUUCUUUCUUUUUUUUUUUCUUAGUGCUUUUGGUAUGGCUGUGUUUUAAACAGUAUUUAUACACAUGAUGAUGUAUUCCGUAUCUGCAAUAUUCACCUUUGAAACGCCUUGAUAGAAUAAUCCCAUUAGAUAAUUACUUCAGUAUUACUUAAAAAUAAACAGAUGAUAAGCA
Acanthopagrus latus (yellowfin seabream) is the source of this 3331-nucleotide messenger RNA. It is a transcript of the gene kif25, whose product is annotated as kinesin family member 25. Gene Ontology annotation, biological process: microtubule-based movement. The coding region runs from base 74 to 1879 and encodes 601 amino acids. Gene Ontology annotation, molecular function: ATP hydrolysis activity; ATP binding; microtubule motor activity. NCBI's taxonomy places the organism in Eukaryota, Metazoa, Chordata, Actinopteri, Spariformes, Sparidae. The transcript has 15 exons. The record is from RefSeq and is a predicted model, not a curated record. Gene Ontology annotation, cellular component: kinesin complex; microtubule.